UUAUUUAUAGUAACACCAGCUUAUCUGCGUCAGUGUUGAGGCAAAGUGUGAACAGAGAGGACGUUCAAGAAACCAACUGCACACAGGAAGUCUUCUCAAAAGGGUAUCGUGAAUCGAGGUCAGACCACAAAUCACGAGACGACGCAGCACACGUGACACACCACAAGUCUUGAGUCGACACCCGAGUACACACACGAGAAUAAACAAACACAGUAUCGGGCCUAAGCCGCUAUGAGAAGAACCACAAAACCUUUUGUGCUGAUGUAACCAAUGCCGUGAAGACAGCUUUCUUCAAUAUACAUCGCUGAAGAACCACAUCUAUGAGUCAUUUUUCUGGCUGAGCAAGAAACAUUAACCUGUAAAGAUGUAAAGAGUUAACACAUUCACACUCCGCCACGAAGCCACUAAGAAAUAUGAAAAAUGAGAUGCGCUUCCACACGUACAGCACCAUUUCAUGUGGACUGCAUUUUUCCUGAAACUGCGAGAGAAGUAAAUGGCCUAUCAGUCCAGUUUAAUCCAGACAACGGACCACAAAGGUUGGUGGUAGGCUGCACACUACAAGAUGGGCUGGACUGCUAUCACGAAGCUGGAUUUACCACCAGUCUGAAAGAUUCUACACAUGCUGAAAUCACAUUGCCUGAAAACUUCAUACAUGAGUCUGGAACCUUCUCUUGCCAGAUACCAGGCUUGUCUAUAGAUGAAAUAACAACAUGCCGAUGGCCUCCUCAAGAAAACGUGACUCACUUCAUCCCAGAACUAAGUCAAUCUGGAAAUGGAGUCACCAAUGGUAUGGUAGCAGGUGUCGCAGUAGGAGUAGUUCUUUGCAUAGUUAUUUUCGCCAUCGUUUUUCUGGUGCUGUACAAGAAACUUCCGGCUUUCAGGAGGAGGCUGACAUUUCUGGGACGAGGGACAGAUAGAUCAAGAGGAGAUAUAAUUGUUGUCAUGGACGGGAACAAUUCCCCCCAGUGCAAUGAUCAACCCGAGCAAGAGAAGAUUAGUGUGAAUAAAUCGGAACAAACAAACUGCAAAACUGAGACUCCCGUGAGCGACUAUUCAUCAAAUGAACCUUUAUUAAGCAGUGACGAGUCUCUUACUAUUGCACCAAGACAAAAUAAGUAGUUCCAGCAGAAGUUACAAGUUAUUUUGCAGGUUAAACAUAUCAGUAUUGGUUGAUCUCCAAACAAAAGUUUGCUGUGAUGAACUGCCUCUACACUCUCUAAAUAAUUUUCCAAAAGAAACAACUUUACGACAUUAAUUGAUUUCUGUUGGAAGGCUGAUCAGCCUUCAUCAGUUGACCAUCUUGUCAUGGAAUAUCUGUGUGUAUGAAGGAUGACAUGUGUGGAUGGUUCAUGUUAAUUAUGGUGAGUACUAUCUGUUGGUUAGGCUUUCUUAGUCAGUUAUGAGAGUGAUGUCCUUUUGUCUUACCGGUGUGGUUUUAAAUGUGUGUGUCUGUGUCUGUGUGUGUGUGUGUGUGGUGGGGGUUUUGGGUUCAUUUGUUGUGAAUCUCCUUUCUAGUUGUCUGUAGUCUUCUGGUUUUCAUCUACAGCCUUCAGCUAAGCCAUCGGUUGUCUGCCUCCUUUUUUUUCAUGCACGAACGGUUUCUCUCUACAAUUGGCUGGUGAGAAGGUCACACAUAGUCUUGUGAUAUAGUCUCUCUGCUUUGUUGUUGUAUUCAUCCAAGCAAUCUCGGGUUGUUUUAAUGCAUACAAAAGACAAGGUCCAAAUAUUAAUUGAUUUGCUUUUAUCAUCGAUUACUUUUGACCUUGUUGACCUGAACAACGUGAAACUGAGAACUGUAACCCCAGUUAUCUGACUCUGAAAAGAUGCUACACCACUCCACUUGCUAUUUUGGACUACUGUGAUCAGUUGAACUGAUUUGAUAUUCUUGCAAUAAAGAAAGGAAAAUCU
Messenger RNA from Pomacea canaliculata, 1908 nucleotides. RefSeq lists its product as uncharacterized. The record is from RefSeq and is a predicted model, not a curated record. The transcript has 9 exons. Lineage: Eukaryota; Metazoa; Mollusca; Gastropoda; Architaenioglossa; Ampullariidae. The coding region runs from base 421 to 1119 and encodes 232 amino acids.